This is a messenger RNA of Bactrocera latifrons, 1250 nucleotides long. It is a transcript of the gene Rbm13, whose product is annotated as protein MAK16 homolog. The record is from RefSeq and is a predicted model, not a curated record. Lineage: Eukaryota; Metazoa; Arthropoda; Insecta; Diptera; Tephritidae. Gene Ontology annotation, biological process: maturation of 5.8S rRNA; maturation of LSU-rRNA. The coding region runs from base 89 to 1075 and encodes 328 amino acids. Gene Ontology annotation, cellular component: preribosome, large subunit precursor; nucleolus. The transcript has 4 exons.
UGAAUUUGCCUCACACGUGUUUUUACGUUGGUGUAUUGCUAUUUUAAAUCAAUUUAUGACAUUAUUUUGCAUUAAAAACUAAAACACAAUGCAGCACGACGAUGUAGUGUGGAGCAUUAUAAACAAAUCAUUUUGUUCACAUAAAGUCAAAACCGAUACGCGCACGUUCUGUCGACAUGAAUACAAUUUAACCGGUCUGUGUACUCGCCGAACAUGUCCUCUGGCCAAUUCACAGUAUGCCACAGUUCGCGAAGAAAAAGGUAUAAUUUAUUUAUACAUAAAGACUGCGGAGAGAGCGCAUAUGCCAAACAAAUUGUGGGAGCGAGUUAAACUAUCACGCAACUUCGAAAAGGCACUGGAACAGAUCAAUGAAAAUCUUGUGUUUUGGCCAAAAUAUAUGAUUGCGAAAAACAAACAACGGUUUUUGAAAAUUACACAGUAUCUUAUACGUAUGCGUAAACUUAAGCUACGAAGACAGAAACUGAUAGUACCACUAUCGCGUAAAAUAGAGAGAAGGGAAGCACGCCGAGAGAAAAAGGCUUUGAUAGCUGCGAAAAUUGAUAACCAUAUCGAAAAAGAAUUGUUGGAACGUUUGAAAAGCGGCACGUACCAGGAUAUAUACAAUUUCCCACAAACUGCAUUCAAUAAAGCGUUGGAAGCGGAAGAAGUGGAAGAUGAAGAGGCGAGCGACGAAGAAGAGCAAGAAAUCGAAAAGGAAAUGGAAGUUGACGAGGAGGUACGCCGUGAGUUACUGGAUGAAGAAUUCGUGGAAGCCGAUUCGGAUGAGGAAGACGAUGAUGAUGACGAUGCGGAUAGUGAUUCGGGCGAACGAGAAGAAAUUGAAGUGGAUAGCGAUUUUACGGAUUCAGUUAGUGAUGGAGAUGCUGACGAUAUUGAGGAUACACCAGCGCCCGGCGCCUUUGUACGUGCUCCAACGAAAUCAAGUAAAAAAGCGCCCUUUGACACGGCAAGCAGCAGUAAAGCAGCGACACGACGAAACAAGAAACCUAAAGUGGAAAUCGAAUAUGAAAUGGAAAGUGAAACUGCUGCAGAGAGGCAAAGGCUACAUAACUAAGGUAUAUGUAUGUACGACGCUACGUCAACCUCCGAAUCCUUUUGUCGGUUGCUCCGGUAAACUCUCGCUGUGCACGGAAAGUGGUUGCAUUAACUAUAGUAAUGCAUUUUUUAAUUCAAUUUAGUGGUAUAGUUAUGUAUGAAAUAAAAAUAUGGCAAUUAAGUGCAAAAUUGAA